Messenger RNA from Didymodactylos carnosus, 2283 nucleotides. Lineage: Eukaryota; Metazoa; Rotifera; Eurotatoria; Philodinida; Philodinidae. The record is from the annotation of a GenBank genome assembly.
AUGGUAGCUACCAAUGACAUGGAUCAAUUGAUAUUAACCGAAAUAUUUGAGACAAGUCAACAAUUCUUCACUUUAUUACGUGAUUUUUUGAUUACAUUGUUCAUAAAAUGGAGCAAACAUGAAUCGUUAACGGAAGAUGAAAAAUAUUUGAUACGUGAAGUAGCUGAUCUGUUUGAAAUAAUAUCUUCAAAUUUCAAUGAUAUGAACGUUGAAUUAUUCAAAACACUUUUACUCAACGAUAGAUUUAUUGUACCAAUCAACUCAUGUAUUCGAAAUAUAAUAUUAAAAGGAGACCAUUCAAGUGAUGAUGGAUUAGUGAGUCUAAUUUAUAUUGUGAGAGGAUUUAUAAAUAUUUCUAAAUGGCGGGAUGAAAUGAAGGAUCAUCCUGUACUACUCUCUCUACUGAAUUCGGUUGUCGAGUGUUUAUCUUCAUCAUAUUAUUUUACUAUAUUUCAAGAACUUGAUGUUAACUGUUUAGAACUGACUAAUAUUCAGUGUUUUCUACUAACUACUUGUCCUGAAUAUAUUGGCUGGUGUACAGCGGCGAAACACGAACAAACAUGUGCUACUAUUGCUCGGAUACUGCUUCCCAGAUCCAUUGUAUUAUAUGACAAAUUCAUGGUAUCUAUAAAUGAAUGGAGUAGUUUAGUCACCCAAUGUUUUUCAAUACUUGCUAAUUUGCUAGAGGUAUUAGCCUACUUUGAACCGAUCAUAGAAAAUUACUUUGAUAAUCAUAUUAUACUUAUUGACCGCACAGUUUGUGUCUUGAAUAAUUCGAAACUAUGUAAUCGUAUUAUCGAUUCGGAAAAUUAUGACAAAGAUGCUAGUUUUCUUAUUGAAAAUUCGGUGAGAUAUUUGUUCCAUUUGACAUUUGAACCAAACAUUUUAUGUAUCAUGAAACUCAAGAAUUUAGCUACCACAAUAAUGAACUUAACGCAUGCAUCAUCGUACGUAACACAAAUGACAUCCUAUCGUCUUCUCGCAAAUAUUUUAAAUGAAAAUGAUUUGAAAAAAUUAACAAAUGCCGAUCUAAUAACAUCAAUGUUUAUAAAGUAUUUGAAAGGGGCGAUUGAUGACAGAUAUCAGUUCUGUUAUGGCUCUCCUCUCAAUGGCAUACUGCUCAGUCUAAAAUCGCUUGUUCAACACGAUCAAAUUAAACAGCAACUGGUUGAGCAGAGAGGCUUACCUCUGCUAAUUCGAUGCGCCACAGAAGAAAAGUUUGAUCCUACCAGAGUUCAGCAACAAGCAUUGAAUAUUCUAUGGGCAAUGACAUUUGACGAUCAAGCUGCUAAUAUUCUAAGACAAAAUGCAAACUUUUUAAGUUACGUCAAAUCUCAGUUAUCAUCAGACAUUUCCGAAACAAAAAAAAUUGCUGAAGGAAUUAUUUGGAAACUUGAAAAAGAAUCGCAGUUUGUAGCACAACAGUCAUCACUGUCUGGAGCAUUGAGUAAAAACAGUUCUCGGUAUAAACACGAUGUGAUGAUAAGUUAUUCUCAUACGGACAAGGAUCUUUGUUGGCAAAUUCAAGAGCAAUUAGUAAAGGACAAAUACCGUGUGUGGCUUGAUCGAGAUCAAAUGUUUGGCUCAACAAUGCAGGCAAUGGCCGAUGCCAUUGAGAACUCAGAAUUUGUGUUUAUCUGCAUGUCUGAUGCUUAUAAGCAGAGUUCUUAUUGUCAAUCAGAAGCUCACUAUGCAUUCGAGAGACAAUGUCGACUCAUUCCAUUAAUUAUGAAAAAAGAUUAUCGACCAGAUGGCUGGCUAGGAAUUAUCACCAGCGGGAAAAUAUACAUCGACUUUCCCAAAACUGAUUUUAUAACAGGUUACAGGAAACUCAUCACAGAAAUGAAUCGACACAGAAAUAUAAUUGACUCAAACGAGAACCGUGCCCUCAAAGGUCAUGAUAUUCAUCAAGCAGAUAGUACCAUUAGAUCCCGGACGAAGGAUGAGUUCGAUGUAAAAAUUUCAAUGGAUCAAUGGACAAAAGAUGACGUUCAGAAGUUUUUAGAAGCCAAGGAUUUGGAUAUAAUGAAACCUUUAUGUAAAAAUAUGAAUGGUGAACGAUUAUCUGAAUUAUACAAAAUGUGUAUCGACAAUUCGGAAUCAAUGUUUCAAACUUUAAAAACGGAACUCUAUGAUCUUGAGAAGAAAACACUACCAGUUGGUAGCUAUUUAGCAUUCAAAGCUGAGCUAAAGCCUUUUUGUUCACCAGCGAAACAUCAACCGAUUUUGACACAUGCACUUCCAAUAGCUACAAAAAGGUCUAAUAUGUGUGAUAUUAUAUAA